CCAAUUAUUGUCGUCUGUUUUUUGAUUUUUUUUGAAGUAACUUCGUUGUCUGAUCACUCGAAAGUUACUUUAAAUUUUAAUACACUUUUUCUUUGAAUCAUUCUUUUUGUUGUCAUUUCUUUUUUCACUCUUAUUUGCAUAUAUUUACAAGUAUAAUUGUGAUUAAUUUAUUUUUUUGUUUCAAUCAUGGCAAGCGAACAAUUCUAAACCAUCGGAUCAGGAUGUUUGUGAUAUUCAAAAACGAUUAUUGUUAUCAAUGGCUUUGUAGCCGUCAACAAUCUUCAUCAACAAUUACUAUUAUCGAAGCAGAAGAAAAAGGUGAACAAAAAAAAGUAACGAUCAAUCAAUCGAUAGCAGCUAUUAAUAAAAGAAACAAAUGGAUCGACUUGCAAAAUUAUCCAAUUUAUCGUGUAAUAAUGAGCAAAUGGGAGGAUCUGGCUGCUCGUCAUCAUCAUCAUCAUUAUCGUUUCGACAGUCAUCGUCGAAUCAUAAUGGUCGAAUGAUUAAUCAAAACAAUAACAAUAAUAAUCAUGGUGGUAAUCGUAGUCAACGAUUUUCCAAUCACAAAAUUCGUAAUAGAGAACAUAAAUUCUCACAAUCAUCAUCAUUGUCGACGUCAUCGUCAUAUCGAAAUGGUAACAAUGGCAAAAACAACAACAACUUGGUGAAUAAAACACCUAAAAUAAUAUUGGCACCGGAUUAUUUAUCCAACGUCCACAAUGGUUAUAAUCCAUUGAAACGCUACAGUUACAAUCAUUAUGGUAAAGAACGUUUUGUACCAGAACGAUUUGUACAGGCAAAUUGUCAAUUUGUUAUUUCAUUUGAUGGCAAAAUUGAUAAUCAACAACAACAACAACAUUCAACAAAUUAUUCAACAGAAUGUUUUCAUAAUCCUGAUGCAUCGAUUCCAUGGGAAUCGAUUGAAGAGAUUUUAUUCACCUGUAAAAGUAAUGAUGAUCUUCAUUGUCCGAUUUGUUUACAUUAUCCCACCGCCGCCAAAAUAACACGUUGUGGUCACAUCUAUUGUUGGUCAUGUAUGCUUCAUUAUCUUUCGUUGAGCGAUAAAAAGUCUCGUCCUUGUCCAAUAUGUUUUCAUCAGAUUCAAAAAAAUGAAUUGAAAAGCGUGACUAUUGUUUCGAAACAGAAUUAUUCGACAGGCGAUUUGAUUACAUUUAAUCUAAUGAAAAUACGUAAAGGAUCAACAUUUGCUAUACCAAUCGAUUAUAAUGAUGAACAAUCUGAACAUACGAUUAAUGUUAAAAAUUUCAAUCAAACUUUGGAUUUGUUUCAUAAAGUAUUCAUUGCAUCUCGUGAACAAAAAUCCCGUUUAAUCGAACGUGAACAGAAUGAAUUACGACAAGAAUUGCUGGAAUAUCAAGCAGAUAAUAUGCCCGAAAUAUGUUUCGUUGAAAAUGCAUUGGAAGAUUUGGCUAUGCGUAAAUCGAUUUUGGAUGCUGCAAAUCAUUCACAGAUAGAGGAUGAAUCAUUAUUAUUGAAUUUAACAUUGCUUGAAUUGAACAAACCUACCAUUUCUGGUGAUUAUCAUUAUUUCUAUCAAUCAGCUGAUGGUCAACAUAUUUAUCCGCAUUCGAUUAAUGUACGAAUGUUGAAACAUCAAUAUCAAGAAUUACGAUUCUGUCCACCGGUCAUCACUGGUAAAGUAAUUGAAUUACAUCGUCAAACCAUAACGGAAGAUAUUCGUAAACGUUUCGCUCAUCUACGACAUCUUCCAUUGUCUUGUGAAUUUAUCAUUGCUGAAUUGGAAUUCAAUGAUAACGAAAAUAUUGUAUCAACAGAAACUAUUGAACAAUUUCGUACGGAAAUAAAGAACCGACAACGAGAACGUAAACGCCGUGAAAAGGCACAGAAUAUCCGUGAUCGUAAUAUUGAAAUUGAAAAUAAUAAAAAAUAUCUCAAUCUUCAUCCAUUGCCCAAUUUUUCGAUGACCGAUGCUGAUUUUCAACCAUUGGAAAAUGAUGAUACAACAACAUUUACAUUAGGUGAUCAUGGUUCAUCAUCAUCAUCAUCGGAUACAACAACAACACCACCAUCAUCAUCACCACCACAGCAACAAUCAUCAUUUCAGUCAUCAUUUGCCAAUAUGUUGAUGGCCACUGGUGGUAGUAAAAAGAUACAAUUCAAUGAAACCAAAUGUCGACAGAAAUCAUCAUCGAAAAACGAAAUGGCCAAUGUCAAUAAUGAUGAUGACAAUGAUUAUGAAAAUGGUGAGCAACGGGUAGCCCAUUUGGAUCUAACAUUAAGCGAUUAUUUUGAUCAAUGUGUUCGUGUUGGCAAUAGCUGUGAGGUUAGUAUUGGUCGUAAUGGUAGUGGUAAAAAACAAAAGAAAAAGAAUCGAAAUAAAUAAUCAUCAUAGAAAUUCUUCAAAAAAAUUUGUUUUUUGAUUGGACGAUCUUCUUUGUGUCUCAAUAGUUUAUUUUCAUUGAAUCCGAAAUAAAGAACUGAUCAUCAUUGAAUUUAUAA
Molecule: messenger RNA, 2481 nt
Organism: Dermatophagoides farinae (American house dust mite)
Lineage: Eukaryota; Metazoa; Arthropoda; Arachnida; Sarcoptiformes; Pyroglyphidae
Source: RefSeq, a predicted model, not a curated record